GAACUAUGAGUGUAAUUUAAAUAAUAAUUUUGGGAACCAGAUUUACCCAUGGCAUCGCUGCGAGAGGUUGUGCUUCUGUGUAUCAUUUUAACAGCUUUUGAUUCACGAUUCACGUGGGCGCAAUGGCAAGGUCCAAUGUUCUCGCAGCAACCUCCGGCAAGACUUGUUUUUAGCAAUGCUUCCGGGUCUCAGGUUUCUUGCGCAGCCCAUGGGUCACCUGCCCCUAGAGUUACUUGGUUGUUGAAGGAUGGGAGUGCUGUUACGGCGGUGCCUGGGUUGAGACAAACAUUGGGCAACGGAACCUUGUAUUUUCCGCCGUUCAGGGCCCAAGAUUUCCGGGCCGACGUGCACGAAGCAGUUUAUCGAUGCCGGGCCGACAAUACAGUAGGAUCGAUACUGAGCCGAGAAGUUCGAGUAAAAGCAGUGAUCAGUCAGCACUACGAUGUUCAGGUGUACAGGGCUCAUGUUCUGACUGGUAAUACAGCAGUCCUGACCUGCAUAAUACCUGCUCAAGUGCAAGAUUAUGUUACUGUUACAUCGUGGUAUAAGGAUGAACACAUCUUGCUUCCUGGGAGAUCCGAUGUUGGUGGACGGUACGUGGUCACAUCAGGCACGGGCGAACUUCUGAUAAAGUCAGCGCGUUCCGAGGACUCGAUGUCUCGUUAUUCCUGCCUGACUUUGCAUUCCUUGACCGGCGAGAGAAAACGAAGUCAGCCGGCCACGCUCACAGUCACAGAACCUGGUGGAAGUUCACCUCCAAGACUGGUGCAGCGAUCAGUUACCGAAAUGUCUGCAGAGUUAGGAUCAGAUGUUCACCUUAGUUGUGCUGCUCAAGCAAGUCCACCUCCAACUUUCACGUGGUUUAGAGGCACUCCGUCUGGCGGAAUAGAGACAAUUAUAGCAUCCCCGCGUGUCGUGCCUGCUCAAGGGUUAUUACAUAUCAGAAGGGUUGAAUUGUCUGAUGCAGGGCGAUGGUUAUGCGAAGCGCAGAACGCAUUUGGAACUCAACGUGUGGAAACUACUUUGGCUGUGACUGCUCCGUUGGGAGCACACGUACAACCCAGAGUACAAGUUAUCAAUUCAGGUGGAACCGCGGUCUUCAAUUGCACUGUAAGCGGUGCUCCAAUACUAUCUAUAGAAUGGUAUCACGAUGGACGAAUUAUUACACCAGACUCGAGAAAACGUGUUAUAAAUUCAAUGCAGACUUUGCUGGUGGCGCGCGUCAGCCGUGAAGAUCGAGGGAUGUACCAAUGUGCCCUUACAAAUGAACGUGAUAGUGCUACGGCGGCAGCUGAACUAAGAUUAGGAGAUACUGUUCCUGAGUUACAACACACUUUUAUCGAACAAGCGCUUCGGCCUGGACCAAUGGUUUCAUUAAGAUGUUCAGCGACUGGAACACCCCCUCCGCAAUUUUCGUGGCUUUUGGAUGGUCGUCCAUUAGGAGAUGUUAUGUCUGGACCACGAUAUGCUAUAGGACAAUUUGUUGAUCUUUCUGGGGAUGUUGUUAGCCAUUUAAAUAUAUCAGGAGUUCGUUCAGAAGACGGUGGGCAUUACACAUGUCGUGCUGCAAAUACUUUAGGCUCUGUGGAUCAUUCGGCACGUGUAAAUAUUUAUGGGCCGCCAUACGUUCGAUCCGUGGGUCCUUUUAGAGCCGUAGCCAGAGCGAAUUUGACACUACAUUGUCCAUACUCAGGAUACCCAAUAACAUCUAUCAAAUGGGAGAGGCACGGUCAAGAUAUGUUAAUGGAUUUGCGGCAUAGACAAGAUGCGACUCAAGGAGGUGCUCUGCUGAUUGCGAAUGUUGAUCCUGCUUCUGACGCUGGUGCGUACACCUGCACGGUUCAUAAUCGUGCUGGUGAACAAGCCAAACGCGAAAUUUUACUAGAGGUGGUCAACCCACCACUUAUUGAACCAUUUUCAUUUCCACAAAGUGUUCAGCAAGGCGGAAGAACGCAAGUUACGUGCAGCGUUAGUUCUGGCGAUAUGCCAGUGUAUUUUUCAUGGACCAAGGAUGGACAGCCAUUAUCAAGUGAUUUGAGGAUAGAAGAAAGAUCCGCCGAUUUUUUUACGAUGCUUAUUUUUAAAUCAAUUACUUCAUAUCACAGUGGUGCCUAUACAUGUUCAGCAUCUAACAGUGCUGCUAAAGUUAAUUAUACAGCAGAAUUAAUGGUGAAAGUUCCUCCUCAUUGGAUUGUAGAACCUGUGGAUACGUCAGCGCAUUUGGGACAUACUAUAGAUGUACAUUGUUCAGCAGGUGGUUUUCCUGAUCCAAUAGUUACGUGGUUACGACAAAAAGGUGGCGAUGUUGCCGAAUUUGAAGCAGUACCUAUACUUGAUGGCCGUCUAAGUAUUCAAGAAAAUGGUUCUUUGCGAAUAAUAAAUAGCACUCCUCAAGAUGAAGGCCAAUUUUUAUGCAGAGCAAUCAAUGGUAUUGGUUCAGGACUUUCCAAAAUGGUCAAUGUCCAAGUUAAUGAACCUGCUAGAUUUGAAGUAUCAUAUAGGAAUAUGUCAGCAAGGAGAGGUGAUCCGGUAAACUUAUUAUGUGAAGUGUUUGGAGAUCAACCUAUUCAAGUAACUUGGUCGAAGAACAGUAACCGCAUUGAACUGGGAAGCUAUCGAUCGAGUAUAUCAGAGGUUCAAACAACUAACGGCGUAAGUUCGCAGCUUUCUUUAAAUCAAGCCGACAGGCAAGAUUCUGGUACAUAUCAAUGUCAAGGAGAAAAUAGUUUUGGUAGAAGCAAUUUUUUUAUACACUUAGCAGUUCAAGAAAGACCUGAUCCACCAGUCGCCCUGGAAGUAGUUGAAGUUGAUGGAAAAUCUAUUAAAUUAUCAUGGAGACGACCAUUUGAUGGAAAUUCUCCUGUGUUAGGUUUCAUGAUACAAUAUCAGCCUCUUGCAAACAUGGGUGUACGAGGAUUAGAUUGGAAUAGUGAAAACGUGAAAAACAUAUCAUUGCCUGGAUCGGGACCUAGAGAGCAAGCAAUCGUACCAAAUUUGCAUCCAUCAACAACAUAUGCCUUAAGAAUGCUUGCUGUUAAUGAUAUUGCUAGCAGUCCAUUUACGGAACCAGUGAUGGCAAAAACUCAGGAAGAAGCCCCGAGUGAAGCUCCGCCUGGUUUGCAAGUUGUAGCUGGUGGGCCAGAGGAACUUAUCGUCACCUGGCAGGUACCCCCUCGGUCGGUAUGGAAUGGUGAACUUCUAGGAUAUGCAGUCCAAGUUUCAGAAGCUGGUAGCGGUAAUAAAACUCGUGCUGCUACUGUACAUGGAUGGGCUUCAACAAAGUUAAACGUUAAAGGUCUGAAGAAAUUUACUCGUUAUGAAGUUACGGUUCGAGCAGUAAAUGCAGUGGCGGCUGGACCGAGCACUGCGCCUGUUAUUGCAAGCACACAGGAAGGAGUUCCGGAAGCACCACCUGGAUCAGUAACUUGCUCACCUUUAUCUUCGCAAAGUCUGCACGUGCAGUGGGUGCCACCUCCCGAAUCCCAAGCUGGUGGGGUGAUCCAAGGUUACAAAGUUCUCUAUCGGCCAAUUUCGGCUCAAUUAGCAGAAACUGUCGGAGAAGUUAAGAGGACAUCUGGGACCGAAACUUAUUUGCAUGCUUUGCAAAGAUAUACAAAUUAUUCUGUUCAAGUAUUGGCCUAUACUUCUACGGGGGAUGGUGUAGCUAGUUCGGCGAAAGCUUGUCAUACCGAGGAGGAUGUUCCUGGUCCCCCUUCUGCAAUAAAAGCUCUGGCUUUAAGCGGAGAUUCUGUGCUGGUUUCCUGGCUGGCGCCUUUGUAUCCAAAUGGUAUCCUUGGCCUAUACACGGUCUAUUCACGAGCCGCAGGACGCGUUGGCACCCAAGCUGCUCAUUCAGUCAGGGUUGAUCCAGGUUUUGACGGCGUAGUCCAGGAAGAAAUGAGCUAUGAGGUUCGCGGAUUGGCGGAGGACGGAAAAUAUGAAUUUUGGGUAUCAGCCACAACUGGGGUAGGAGAAGGAGAACCGACUAGUAUUGUUGCACAAUCAACAAACACAAGAGCUCCAGCCCGAAUAGCUUCAUUUUCAAGGACCAUCAAACGUCCGGUAGGUUCAAGUGCCUUACUACGAUGUGCAGCCGUUGGAAACCCAACACCAAGGGCUGUCUGGCUUCACAGAAGCAGACCCAUCACUUUCAGUCCGUUUUAUAAAAUAACCAAUGAUGGACAUUUGCAAAUACACAGCGUAGAUCAAGCUUUGGCAGGUAAUUAUACAUGUUCUGCCAAAAAUCUAUUUGGAGAGGAUGAAAUCACGUACACAGUCGAAGCUUUACUUCAACCAGGACAACCCGUUCUGGAGUUGCAAUACAGCACUGCCAAUAGUAUUAAGAUUCGAUGGACUACGCCUGCUGAUGGCGGAACUCCACUUUUAGGCUAUACAUUAUCAUAUAGAAGAAGCAUGGAUCCAUGGGUUUAUAAAGAUCUGAAUCCUGAAUAUACGAGCCACGUUUUGGAAGAUUUGAAAUGUGGUUCUAGUUAUCAGAUUUAUUUGGUUGCUCAAAAUUCAGUAGGUAAAGGAAUUCCUAGCGAAACUUUGAAUACUAAAACAAAAGGAAAUUUGUCUCAAAUGGCUGAUGAAAAACAAUUGCUACAUACAAAUGCAACAGCGUUACUUCUGCGUCUGCAAGCAUGGGAUGAUGGAGGUUGUCCUGUUGCUCAUUUUACUGUCGAGUAUCGUCCAUUAGGAGCUUCAAGAUGGCAAUUAGUUGCUGCUGAAACGUCGGAACCUGAACUUCAAGUAGGAGGCUUGGACACUGCCGCUUGGUAUCAACUUAGGAUUACAGCAACGAACGAUGCUGGUACUACAGCUGGUAGCUACAACUUUGCCACGACAGACUUAAGUGGAGAACCGAUUCUACCUCCUUUAGCAUAUCCUGCUGGAUCUGAUGUUUUAGAAGAUGCGUCAUCAUAUUCCGAUCAUAUUGUAAUAUAUACCACAAUUUCUAUUAUACUAUUAAUAUGCUUUGUCAUCUUAGUGAUUUUUCUGUUAAGAAGGAAUGGUUAUUAUUUCAGCAUAUGUGACAAUGAAGAGAUUGUUCAAAUGGCAGAUAUUAAAACCAAUGUAGAACGAGAAAAUUUGCAAAACCAGAAACAUGUACACGAAAGUCAGCAGGUGUAUGCUCCUAAUCCUAGAAAGCAAAGCCACGGAAAACUGAAUAGCAAUGCAGGGGAAGAAUCAGAAAUGUACGAUAUCAGCCCAUAUGCUACAUUUAGCGUAUCAGGACCAGAAAGCCGAUCAGUUACUGCAAGUACUUUAGAUUACACUGUCCAGUUUAAAACAUUUGGUAUGAUCGAAGUUGAAGAUGGUCCAGAUAGAGUAAUAAAUUCACAAUGUGGAACACCUGGAAAAUGUGGAAGGCAUCAGAUGUAUCCAGAUGAUGAUUCUACAUUAAGCAAGUCCAUGACGUUAGCCCUGGGUGCAACUACACCUCAUAGAAGUAGAAAUUCUCAAAGUCAAUCUGGACAAACAAGGUCUCGUAAAGGACAUGGAUCAAAUAGUGGAAAAUAUAAAGAAUCAGAAUCAGACACAAGUGGAAGCCCUAGCAGGGAACCGUAUAGAGUGCCAGUGAAACCUCCACGAGUAUUCCGACAAGGGUCAAGUACAGAAUCAAAUAAUGAGACCUCUCCUGUUUUAGCGCGAAGGACUCCAAGGCAUUCAAAAUCUUCAUCGACAAUCACAGAUAAUCCAAGUUUUUCUAGAUUUUAUGAACGCAAAAAACAUCAAGACCUCUGCACAAUUUAUGUAUAGAAUUAAUGGAAUGCAAACC
Messenger RNA from Ctenocephalides felis (cat flea), 5782 nucleotides. It is a transcript of the gene Dscam3, whose product is annotated as Down syndrome cell adhesion molecule-like protein Dscam2. The transcript has 37 exons. Bases 49 to 5763 code for a protein of 1904 amino acids. Gene Ontology annotation, molecular function: protein binding. Lineage: Eukaryota; Metazoa; Arthropoda; Insecta; Siphonaptera; Pulicidae. The record is from RefSeq and is a predicted model, not a curated record.